Molecule: messenger RNA, 4712 nt
Organism: Ceratina calcarata
Lineage: Eukaryota; Metazoa; Arthropoda; Insecta; Hymenoptera; Apidae
Product: fibroin heavy chain
Exons: 5
Coding region: 120-3653 (1177 amino acids)
Source: RefSeq, a predicted model, not a curated record
CCCGUUCAGCAGCUCCAGUCGCACUUGACUCUUCGACCACCGCGAUCAUCCAGCAGAAGGAGUCAGUGGAUACGUGUGGAGAUCAUUUUUCUCGAACCGCGAAACGCAGAGAGUGAAACAUGCGACUUUACCAGUGUUUUGUGCCAGUGUUGGUACUUCUUUACGUCGGAACCUCGUCCGCGAGACCUGGCUUGCUGGCAGACCUCGCGGCGAAGCGCGGCGUCAGCCUACUGGAUCCGUUGGGUUUGUUCAAAGACAAAGGGGCUCAAGCAUCCAGUAAAUCGAACACGUACGGAUCGAACUUCCAACUAGGACCACUUUCCUUCUCGAGCAGCUUAUCUUCAUCCUCGGCGACGGCCUCGGGUAAUGGAGCAGGUUCGGUCGCGAACGCCAACGCGAACUCCCAAGCCCACGGCGGGGGCAGAGCCGAUGCCUCAGCAUCCGCCAACGCUCAAGGUUACGCCGGUUCCGAUAAUUAUAAUUCUAACAUCGGCCAGUACGUUCCAUCGGACGGUCUCCAGUACGGUAAUUCCGGCGGUUCUCAAUCCACUACGAACGCUAAUGCGAACGCGAUUUCGAACGCUGCCACGAACAAUGGUAUAGACAGUUACCAUGCUCCCGGAACCGCUACGCUUCAAAUUAGUCCUGGCUCGAUCGGAUAUGAAGGAACAGGGGAUUCUGGCAACUACUAUCCUUCCGGAAGCCUUCAGAUCGACGCAGGUGCUGCUGCGAACGCGAAAGCAAAUUCUGUCGCUGGCUCGGGGACCGAUGGUUAUUACGCUCCAAAAUCGGAUCGCGGCUACUAUUCCCCGGGCAAUGCAGGUGUAAACGCAGGAGUAAUUGUUCCUCAGACACCUACUCUGACAAUAGCCGAAUCUCCGAUGGUUGAUGGAUACGAUGAAGAGAUCCAUGUCGUUCCGGUGCCGCCGCCUUCACCUCCGUCUCGUUAUCAUCAUCAUCAUCAUCAUCAUCGUCAUUAUCCUCCUCAAGUGCCUUUUCAACCCGUGCCGCAAGUUUCGCCGAACGAAGACAUGGUGAUACCGAUCGUGAUCGUGGACGGUCCACCUCAGUACCCGCAACCGGGUCGCGUCCAGAACCCGGUACAGGUGAUCGUUGUCGAAGAACCAACCUCCCCGCAGCAAGGCCAAGCAGGCGGAGCUGGAAAAGACGGAUACUACCAGCCGACUGGCACUAGUCCAUGGGGUGCCGCAGGAGGCAAUGCGAACGCGAACGCGAACGCAGAGGCUAACGCAGCUGCUAACGCUAACGCGAAUGCCAAGGCCAACGCGAACGCUGCUGCCAAUGCUGGAUCAACGGGAGGAUCGGGAUACUACCCCGGAAGCGGUCCAACCACCAACGUCGGUGGAUCUAAUCCGUUCCUGACAGGAGCUCAGGGGAAUGCGAACGCUAACGCGAAUGCGAAUGCAGGCGCCGUUGGAAACACGAAUGCGGGAACGAAACCAGGAUACUAUCCUACUGGUGGCUACGUUCCCACCGGAACUGGAGGAAGCAAUCCCUUCUUGACAGGUUCAGGAGGCGCUAACGCUGGCGCCGGCGCCAAGGCCAACGCUAAUGCCAACGCUGGUGCCACUGCAGGCUCUCAGGGACAGAUCGGAGCACAGAACCCGUUCCUUACCGGUGGAGUUAGUGGUCACGAGCUUGGACAGUACGUCACUGGCGGGGGAGAUUCGACUUUCAACACCGGAGGCAAAGGCAUUCCUACGACGUACCCUGGCGCACCAGGAAGCUACGGACCGAAUACUGGUGGAUCUGCCGGAGCAGGUGCUAAUGCCAAUGCUGCUGCUAACGCAGGAGCAAAUGCUGGAGCCAAGGGUAUCCCUACGACGUAUCCUGGCGCACCAGGAAGCUACGGGCCGAAUACUGGUGGAUCUGCCGGAGCAGGUGCUAAUGCCAAUGCUGCUGCUAACGCUGGAGCCAAUGCCGGAGCUAAGGGUAUCCCUACGACAUACCCUGGCGCACCAGGAAGCUACGGGCCGAAUACUGGUGGAUCUGCCGGAGCAGGUGCUAAUGCCAAUGCUGCUGCUAACGCUGGAGCCAAUACCGGAGCUAAGGGUAUCCCUACGACAUACCCUGGCGCACCAGGAAGCUACGGACCGAAUACUGGUGGAUCUGCCGGAGCAGGUGCUAAUGCCAAUGCUGCUGCUAACGCUGGAACAAAUGCUGGAGCCAAGGGUAUUCCUACGACGUACCCUGGCGCGCCAGGAAGCUACGGACCGAACUCUGGUGGAUCUGCCGGAGCAGGUGCUAAUGCCAAUGCUGCUGCUAACGCUGGAACAAAUGCUGGAGCCAAGGGUAUUCCUACGACGUACCCUGGCGCGCCAGGAAGCUACGGACCGAACUCUGGUGGAUCUGCCGGAGCAGGUGCUAAUGCCAAUGCUGCUGCUAACGCAGGAGCAAAUGCUGGAGCCAAGGGUAUCCCUACGACGUAUCCUGGCGCACCAGGAAGCUACGGACCGAACUCUGGUGGAUCUGCCGGAGCAGGUGCUAAUGCCAAUGCUGGUGCCAACGCUGGAGCCAAUGCUGGUGCCAAGGGUAUUCCUACGACAUACCCUGGCGCACCAGGAAGCUACGAACCGUACAUCGGUGGAUCGUCUGGUGCAGGAGCCAAUGCUAACGCUGGUGCUAACGCCGGAUCUGUCGGCAAACCGAUCAAAACUGUUCCUAUAACCAUUCCGGCGACUCCAAACGCCAAUUACCAAACUGCACCUGAUUCUCAGGGUGUGUUUGGUACUCCCACGAAAGGUUCUCCAAUUUAUGGAACUUCCGGGCCAGGAAGUUACCCCGGAGCCAACGCCGGCGCUAACGCUAACGCUGGUACCACCGGAUCAGGAUAUGGAAACUCUGGAAGUACCGGUGGAUACGUCGCGCCCGUGAAGAGUUCGCCGGUUUAUGGAACCCUUGGACAGAAUUAUGGUGGUGGAAGUACUGGGAGCGGCGGGAUCAAACUCGGAGUAAUUGAAUCCACUGGAUCAGGAAGUCAUCCUCCUUAUGAAAGACCAAUCUAUACACCUUACACCGGAUCUUCGUUCGGAAAUGUCGAUGGCCACGGUGGAUCUGGCGCUAAUUCAGGAGCCAACGCAGCAGCGAACGCACAGGCCAAUGCAGGAGCCAAUGCUGGAUCCACCGGAUCAAAUGGUUUCGGUCCCUCUGGACCGUUUGGUACUUCCGGUCCUGCUUAUGGUAACACUGGGGCCUCCGGAAAUGCCGGUGCGAAUGCUGUCAGUAAAGCUGACGCCGUAGCGAACGCUGGGAGCACGGGUGGAAUCGGCGGUUCCAUUAGUCCCGUAAAAGGGGGUGACAAUGGAUUUGGAGGAUCUGGAUUUGGUUUCGGAGGUGCCGGAGCCAAUGCUAAUGCUAAGGCCGAUGCGUCUGCCAUCGCUGGGGGACUCGGUGGAGCUUCGGGAUCAGCAAACUCGAAUGCCAUUUCGAACGCGAACUCCAGCGGCACAGGAGGAGCGUCAGCCACCUCGUCAGCUAAAUCCUCCGCGUUGGCGUCUGGAAACGGAGUGGCGAACGCGAACGCGAACGCACAAGCGUCGAGCAACGCGUCUGGAAACGGAGGAAGUUCCGCGUCCAGCCAAGCUUCCGCCACGGCCAACAUAGACACCAGGAGAAUGCUCGUCUUCAAUUAAUCGUACCAUUCAAUUCGCAUGGGAUUACCCCAUGAACCGUGCCAUCACUCUCAAGGUUUUACGUUUAUAGCUCUCGUAACUACUGUGGUAUCUGUAACACACCGAAUCGAUUCACUUAAAUAAACGUCACUGGACUGCGGAUUUAUAAAAAUGCACAGUAGAAUGUUUAAAAUAUUUUUCGUUACUUAGCUUGCAUACAAAUCUGCAGUCUAUGUAUCAUAUUUUAACGAUCGACGAACGCUGAUGGAUCUUAAUUACAUUGUCAGCGUGAGGAAUCGUCACUAUUUUGCGAUUCAAUUGUUAUGCGUUGCGUAACGCAUUUUAUUGCGCUUUUUCCUCCCAUCGAUGUUCAAUGUUGAGGAAUCAAUUUUACUACGACUUUGUGAUACCACUCUUGCCAAUGAUGUACAGGAUGAAUCGAUAAACAUUGUCACGACGUUCUGAUAAAUACGAGUAAGUUCUAUUUGUUAAGAAUUUAAUAAGCUUCGACGAGUAUGAAGCGUCGAUUAAUGAAUCUCGUAUGGCCGUUCUUACUGAUUCAGCCUGUAUGCAAAAUGCGAACGAAGUAAACGAUUUUGUUCAUUGUCAGAAAAUUUUCAGACUGCCUUCCCCUCGUUUAAACAGAACAAAUGAACAAUACUCUAACUGUAUUUAACGUAGCCUCCAGUCCUGCUAACGGUUCCCAAUUUACUUCGACAGGCCCUCUCAUAAACGUCAUUAGCAGAAUUACCUACCCAUGUAAUUAGAAUUUAUGCCGGUACAGUUUUAUUGGCCCUACGUGACGCCAUGAAAUUGUUCUACGGGUUCAGGUUACCGUGCAAUUAGUUUUUUUCCACAGUUGCAAGCCCGUUAUUAAAUAGGCAUUUACAGGAAUUUACUUCAUUAAACGUGUAAGUUAUGUUCUCCCGACGCGCCGUUAACUAUUUGUUAAAUCGUGAUAGCACGAGAUACUGUCUCCGACAAGCGUCAUAUUUAUUCGAAUCGAAUAACAAAAUCUGCGAUGUAACUUUGUAAUCACGACCACUGAUAAUAAAAAUGAAUACUUUUGUAAGUGAGAAA